AUGUCAACAAUGAAAGAAAUUAAAUCGUGUGAAAUUCUACUUGGAUCCAAAAGUUUAUAUCUUCCAAUUAACAAUUCUCCUUUAUCAAUAAAAGGCAACAUAAAAUUAAACUUGACUUCGCCAUUAAAACUUACUCAGGUAGUUUUAAAGCUUCAUGGAUUUUCUCAAUUUAAUCAAUCACAAAAAGCAACAACAAGAAACUUUGUAACAAAAGAUUUGAUAAAGCAAAAACAGACAAUUGUCAAUGUAACAAAAACUUAUAACACAGGUGAAAAUUUAUUGCCUUUCACCAUUGUCAUUAAACAGCCUCAAAAUUUAUAUGCUAGUGUUGAGGCUAAGCAUGCUGCUAUAAGAUAUGUGUUGACCGCUGAAUUAACAAAAGCAUCUCCUCACGCAAUUUAUAAAACUAAUAAAAAUAUUUAUUUGAGAAGAAAUUUUAUUUCUUCAGACGGAAUAAAUGUAAAUAAGAUCGAUGUUGAUGAAAAGGCUGUUUAUCAGGGAGAACGUGAAGGCUUAUUAAAAUAUAUAGUGUUAGUAACUAAAUAUUUGAUUAUUGAUGAUGAUGCAGUCAAUGAUCAAGUUAGUGAUGACAAUAGUAAUAAUUUUGUCAAUCGUGAUAAAAAUAAUGCUGAUGAAAAUAAAAAAACUCGUGGAGUUGUUAUGGUGGAUGCAACUUUUGAAUCUUUAGAUAAAGCGGGCGUAAAAGAAGUUAAAGUUGAAGCAUUUGAAUAUGAAAUGUAUAAUUUUUCUAAAUUCAAUUCAUCCAAUUCACCCAAUUCUUCCGCCUCCUCUUCUUCUGCAACUUCUAAGCCUCCAACAACGCCAGUCAAAUCAAAACCGAUAACAACAACAAGAUCUGCACCAAAAAUACAUGCAUUUUCCAAUGUAGCUAUACCAAGUCCUCAUCACACUACCCCACUUUUAGCUCCGCCGCUUACAAUUCCUUUAUCAUCAUCAUCAUUGCUCAUAGGAGAUGAUUCUCCACCAAACACUAACACAACAGCAAUCACUACAAUUACUGACACCAAUGUAAAUGUAAAGUUUGAAAUUCCAAUCAACAGUUUAAUGAAACCUGAUUUAAAUGUUUCGUUUUUGGAAAUUAAACAUGAAUUUAUCAUGACAUUAAGAUUUGAUAAAUUUAUGUUGGCACCUUUGAAAUUGGAAGUUCCUGUUAUUGUUAUAACCAAAGAAUCGGUGAAGAUUUAA
Molecule: messenger RNA, 1206 nt
Organism: Entrophospora sp. SA101
Lineage: Eukaryota; Fungi; Glomeromycota; Glomeromycetes; Entrophosporales; Entrophosporaceae
Source: the annotation of a GenBank genome assembly